AUGAUAUCUGAUCUGGGUAACGAAGAAAAGAAAAAAUAUCUUAAAUUUACAAGAAAAUGUCAUCGAACAAAAAUGACAAUAGAUGAUUUUGAAUCAACAAUGACAAAUACGAAACCAGUUGUUGAGUUUCGUUUAUCAAAUGGAAAUUUACCAUUUAAAGCAACAACCGUAGCGGGAUUAAGCCAUCGUAAAGUUCAAUGUAUCAAUGAUCAUGAAUUACAGCUUGAUCAAGUUAUAACUGCAUCAAUGCCAAAAAUACCUUCGGAUAUUUCUAUACGAACUUAUUGGCUUGCAAUCGAAGGUAAACAACCAACAAUCAAUGAAAAUCCGGAAAUACUUCAAAAGCUGAUCUAA
Messenger RNA from Adineta steineri, 354 nucleotides. NCBI's taxonomy places the organism in Eukaryota, Metazoa, Rotifera, Eurotatoria, Adinetida, Adinetidae. The record is from the annotation of a GenBank genome assembly.